Apis dorsata (giant honeybee) is the source of this 1291-nucleotide messenger RNA. It is a transcript of the gene STUB1, whose product is annotated as E3 ubiquitin-protein ligase CHIP. The coding region runs from base 196 to 1152 and encodes 318 amino acids. Gene Ontology annotation, molecular function: ubiquitin protein ligase activity; protein-folding chaperone binding. Lineage: Eukaryota; Metazoa; Arthropoda; Insecta; Hymenoptera; Apidae. The transcript has 4 exons. Gene Ontology annotation, cellular component: Z disc; cytoplasm. Gene Ontology annotation, biological process: positive regulation of proteolysis; cellular response to misfolded protein; proteasome-mediated ubiquitin-dependent protein catabolic process. The record is from RefSeq and is a predicted model, not a curated record.
UAGUUAAUGACUGACAAACUCACAAGGAAAAUGGAAGAACGUAUAUGUCAUUAAGGUUAAGGUUAUACAAUAUUAUUUUGUUAGUCGAUUUGUUUACAAUUCGACUAUUUUUUCUUAUAAGAAAUAUUAGUAAAUAAUCCAACGAGACUUCAUAUGUAGAAAAGUGUUUAAUACGGCACAACAUUUGUUGCCAAGAUGAGUAAAAUGUAUACAACCGCCAACCUCUCUGACAAAGAGUUAAAAGAAGAAGGAAAUCGACUUUUCAAUCUUCACAAAUAUGAGGAUGCUGCACACUGCUACACCAAAGCAAUUAUUAAAAAUCCAACCCAAGCACUAUAUUUUACGAACCGAGCGCUGUGUAACCUGAAAUUGAAACGAUGGGAAUCAUCCUGUCUAGACUGCAGACGUGCUCUCGAUAUCGAUCCAUGUCUGGUGAAGGGUCAUUUUUUCUUGGGUCUAGCUCUUCUUGAAAUGGAACUCUUCGAUGAAGCUGUGAAACAUUUACAAAGAGGUUUUUAUGGCAAUGUGAAAUUUGCCAUUCUCAUGAUUACACAUCUCAACGAUAAUGUAGCUGUGGAUUUGGCCAAGGAACAAAAGUUAAAUUAUGGAGAUGAUAUGACCAGCAUUUUAAGGCAAGCACGAAAACGUUGUUUCCAAUUGAGAGAAGAACAGAGAAUUGCUCAAGAUAUUGAAUUACAAUCAUAUCUGAAUCAAUUGAUAGUAGAAGAUGCUGAACGAAGUUUAGCUGCUUUAAAGGAACAAGAAGCAAUUAAAGAUGUAGAUAGUAAAAGUGAAGGAGAAGCCUCAUCUAUUGAAUUUACAAGGAAAAAAGAAGAGAUAGAAGAAAAAAGAGAUACAUGUAUGGCUCACCUUAAUGAUUUAUUUGCAAAAGUGGAUGAAAGAAGAAGGAAAAGAGAAGUACCUGAUUAUUUAUGUGGAAAAAUUAGUUUUGAAAUUUUACAAGAACCUGUAAUAACGCCAAGUGGAAUUACAUAUGAACGAAAAGACAUUGAAGAACAUUUACAGAGGGUGGGACACUUUGAUCCAGUUACUAGAGUUCGUUUAACUCAGGAUCAAUUAAUCCCUAAUUUAGCAAUGAAGGAAGUAGUUGAUACAUUUCUACAAGAAAAUGAGUGGGCAUUAUAUUAUUAAUUUGUAAAAUUAGGUUACUGCCAUAUUUCUAUGAUAAUUACAUAUAUCAUGAUUAUUUUUGGGUCCCAUUAAUUUACAUAAAUGUGUAUAUCAUUAUCUUGUAAACAGUAAAUAGAUCAUAUAUCUAUAUAAAGUUGAA